Messenger RNA from Drosophila guanche, 3652 nucleotides. RefSeq names its product SEC14 domain and spectrin repeat-containing protein 1-B. Bases 302 to 3526 code for a protein of 1074 amino acids. The record is from RefSeq and is a predicted model, not a curated record. Lineage: Eukaryota; Metazoa; Arthropoda; Insecta; Diptera; Drosophilidae. The transcript has 10 exons.
UCAAACUUCAACUUGAACGCGUGAAUUGUGCGGACGGUCGUGGCGGAUGAUUGCGAGCGGUUUUGCGGUUGCGGUGCGGUACGCUGGAGAUACUCGUAAUAAAAAUUAAUCCGUUUGGGAAUUCGAAACAAACAAAAAAACAAAUCUUAAAAUAGCAUUUUCCCAUACCGCACACGUAUCGUAGCAAUGAGACACAAAAGCUUCAAUUAACAAUUCAAGAGAAGCCGCCUCAUCCCGACAAUCCCGAACAUCAUCUGCAUCAUCAUCAACAUCAACCCGAAGAACGUAAUCCCUUGAAGCCAUGGAGGAGGACGUGUUGAAUGCGCUGCAGACGCGCAGCGCCUAUCUAACCGGCGGCUUCGAUCGCCAGCAGCGCAUCAUAUUCGUGGUGAAUGCCUUCAACGAUCUACAACUAUGGAAUCGUCGCUAUCUACAGCUGACUCUUGACUAUCUCAAGCGUUCGCUCAGCGCUUCGGUGUUGCAGAAUGGAGUCAGCGUGAUUGUGAAUGCCCAGGAGAGCAGCAGUCGGAUCAGUCGCCAGCAGGUGCGUCAGAUCUACAACCUCUUUGGUGGCGACAUCAGUGUGGAUCUGUAUCUAGUCAGGGCGGAGGGAUUCUGGGAGAAGCAUGUGGAGCCGUGCGCCAAAUCGCAGACAAAGGGAGAGCCUUUGGUCUUAUCCAAAUCACGUCUGACAAAAUUCAUUGAUCCUCACAAUCUGCCGGAGGAACUGGGCGGCACACUGCAAUUCAACUACGAUCUGUGGCUGCAACAGCGCAAGUCCAUUGAUGAAUUCACCAAAUCGCAUGUCCAGACUCUGGCAGGCAUGGAACAGCUGCUGACAUUGCUGCGGGGCAACAAGGCGAUGCGACCAACGGAAGCGGAUGUGGAGCUGAAGAAGUGCGCCCAGUUGCAUGCCCGAGUCCAAAGCAGCAUCGAGGCAGCCAUCGACAUGGGUAACUCGAUCUUGGCGCGCUUCAACGAGGUCUACGAGCCGCAGGCCACAGUGCCACAAGCGGCCGCACCUGUUGCACUCGAGACAACAGCCCCUGCCCCUGCACCUGCGCAGAGAGGUCCCCCGCUGCCGCCGGAUCUGUGCUGCGAGCGGACCCGCAUCGAGCUGCGGCUCAACGAAAUUGAGAAGAAGCAAACGGCGAUACGCACCGCAUGGCUGGAGCUGCUGCGUUCGCUGCGGGAGGCACGCGAACGGGGCACACUCGAGGAGGGUGUGGCCUUUGUCACGAACUGGAUCCUGCAGCAGGCGGAGCAGCUGCUGGGCCGCCAGCGCAGCGUGGGUGGGGAUGUUCGGGUGUGCGAGAGCCUGCGCUCCGCCCACGAUCAGCUGGAACUCGAGUGCCGCGACACCUACGGCUGCUACGCCGAGCUACUGUACAAAAUCGAACGCUUUGCCGAGGAUCGACAGGGCGAACAGUUGCAGGAUCUGAUCUCGCAACGCGACUUUAUGCAGUUUGUGUGCCGCUCCUUUGCCAAGCGGCUGGAGCGAAGAAGGAACAUUCUAAUGACUGCCUUAAGGUACCACCGCCUGCUGGAACACUUUGAGGAGCUGCUGACCACCGGUAACCAUGUGGUAGAGGUGGACAGCCGCUCCCUGGAGUGGCACGAAGCCGAGCAGCUGCUCCUGCAGCUGAAGACGAACCAAAACAUGUUGGGCAACAUCGAACGCGAACUUGUGCGCGAGGGCGAGAAGCUCAGCGACAUGUUGGCCAUGCCGGUGAAAGACGCCCUGGGCCGUGACCUCCAGCUGGACUACAGCCCCGAUAUUGCCCGACUGCGACGCCAACUCGAUGCCAGCCGCACCAGACGUCAGGUGUGCGGCCAGCGGCUGGCGCUGCAGCGGCUCACCUUGGAGCAGGUGACCCACAUUCAUGCGUACGAGGAGGACGCGCGGCGGGCCCGCGACUGGCUGGGCGAGCUCUAUGCGGUCUUGUUGCGGUGUCACUCCCAUGUCGGCUGCAACAUACACGAGAUCCAGCUGCAGAAGGACGAGCUGCAGGGGUUCGAGGAAACCGGUCGAAGCAUCUACAAUUAUGGCUGCCAACUGGUGGAGGCCUCCCAGACUUUGCGUCUCUGCUGCAAGCUGGAGCAAAGUGCGACUGAAACCGGAAACGAAUGUGAGCCCCAGAACAUCUCCCACCAGCUACAGCACACCUGGCACAGCCUACAGUCGAUUGCCCAGGAGCAAAUGACCCGCCUGCGCGUCUCGGCCGUGUUCCAUCGCAGCGUCGAGGCCUACUACCGCCAGCUGAGAGAACUCCGCCCGCUGCUGACGAAGGAACUUUCCGCGCAGCUGCAGCAGCAUCAGCGACAGCAGCACAAUCGCAGCAGCAGUGGCAUCAGCAGCGAUGCCGAGGCCGAAACGGAGGCGGAACUGUCACCGGGCGGUCCCUCAUUGGGGGUGCUGCCGCUGCCGCCGCGGCUGCAGCGACACCUGCUCGCCAGGGAGCAACUGCUCGUGGAGGUGGGGCGCAUGGUGAGGCUGGGUAGGCUGCUUAAGAAGCGACUGAAGGAGCCGUUUGUCUUGGAUGCCCUCACAGGCAAAAGUGUCGUGGCCGAUGAACUACCGCUGGACAGCAGCCCCAGUCCCCUACUCCACGACAGUGGACGCACCAGCAGCGCCAGUGGCAGCGAAGUCACCGGGGAAUCCGCACCAGCAGCCACUUUGAGGAUUGUGCCCACGGGAAGCAAUGAGCUGGCCUGUGCUGCCAUCUCCCACAAGCUGGGAGCCAUAGCCGAGGUGGCCGAGUCCCUGGAUGCCGUCAUACGGGAUGUACAACAGCAGGAGCAGGGAGGUGGCGGUGGCCCUGACAUGUCCACUACGAAUGGCGGCAGUGGCGUUCACAAAAAGUUGGGCAGCAUUGAGGACUGGCAAUCGCGCUCUACGGAGGAUGAAUCCUUUGCCACUGCCUCCGAGGGCAACUUUACACCCAACUCCCAUUCAUCCUCCUUCCAAACGGCCUCCUACAUUGGCUCCGCCAAGAACUCCUUCGAUGAGGCGGACGAGUCCACGCUGAGCACCUUUGAGAUACCGGAAUUGCCGCCAUCGCCCGUGAACAUGUCCUUUGACAGCUCCGAGCUGAGUUAUUUCUCUGCCCGGCAGCAGCAGACGCUCAAGAGCGAGGAUCAGGAUAGUGUGGCGGAUGUGGCAGAGUUGCAUAGUCAGAGUGUCACCCCGACGCCGGAUGAGGAUCAGCAGCAGCAGCAGCAGCAGCAGCAGCAGCAGGAGUAUCUGCUGCCACUGCCCCUGCCACAAGCCAUCGAAUCGGAUAGCGAAAUGGAAGGCUUUAGCCUGGCCACAGGCAUCACCACAGAGCUGGGUCCACGCUCAUCCACUGCCCACACACCGGAGGUGAGUGCCACGAGGUGUGCAUCCUCAUCUGCUGCUGCAUCUGCAUCUGCCGCUUUUGAUCCAGAUUCCACUAACCCCAACGCACCGAAACCGCCAGCCUCCUGGCGGCGCAGUAAAUACUACGAGAAUAUAACAAAACAAACGAUCAAGGGAUUCCUCUAGUACCCACAGAUAUCCAUCUGUCUGUCUGUCCCACCAAUUAAUACGCACCAUUUGCUGUCCCGAAAAAAGCUUGCCAUUAAUUACCACAAAUAUUAGUUGGCGUCUCUUAUUUUUCAUGAUUUUUUC